Molecule: messenger RNA, 3322 nt
Organism: Gorilla gorilla gorilla (western lowland gorilla)
Lineage: Eukaryota; Metazoa; Chordata; Mammalia; Primates; Hominidae
Gene: SACK1E
Product: family with sequence similarity 83 member E
Exons: 5
Coding region: 1268-2704 (478 amino acids)
Biological process (GO): signal transduction
Molecular function (GO): protein kinase binding
Source: RefSeq, a predicted model, not a curated record
UCUCUUUGCAGCUCCCUGCUGUGGUCUGGAGGAAGCAGCAGCCUGGGUUGGUGGGAUUGGAAUGAAGGGCUUCUGGUUUGCAGGGAUCAAGGGUCCAGGGUCCCCGAGGUUGGGUCAGGAGCCUCAAGGGGAUAACUGAGGCUUGGGAGGGAGACAGGGCGAGAUAGAGACUGGCCCCUGUCCGGGAAGAAGCGUCCGGGCAGCUGGCAGGAGAUAGCAUUUAGGCAGAAACCAGGCUUGGGGCAGCUUGGGUAGGGCUCCCCGCAGAUCAGAGGACGGCCUGGAACAGGUCCCAGGGCCAGGCCCCAGGCAGGGGCAGCCAGCCUGAGGAGGGUGGCUGGUUAGGUGGCACUCACACCUAGGUGGGCUGCGAAGAUCAUAGACGUGUCCCAUAGUAAUGGAGACCCCUGUAGCGCAUGUCACCCUCCACUGCAGCAGCCGGAAGGAGUGUGAGGGUCCAGGGAGCAGGGUCCCCCAUUGACAGGGUAGGGAAGGGUUUGCCAAGCCUUCGGCCUUUAAGGCUGAGCGAGCAGGCCCAGUGGAGAGGCAUCCUGGCUGGUCUGCGGGUGAGAGCUGGUGAGCAGGAGAAACUCGUGGGGGCUGUCAGAUUUGGCCAGAGACACAUGCUCCAACAGGCAGAUACUGCAACUGUCAGUCGGAAGCCAUUGGCGUUUGCCAGACAGCAGAAGGAGAGGGUCAGUUCGUCGUGCUCUUGGCCGGGGGCAGGCAGGCAGCCUGUCGUGCCUUUAUUUAAGGACCUUUGGGUGAUUGGAGACAGGCAGACAGCUUGCCGCCUGGAAAUGAUCAAGUGGUCAGCCUGACCAAAUUCAGGACAGCUGAAGGGUCUGACUGGGCACUGUGUGACUGGUGGGUUGGAGGCUGUCAUGUGGCUGAGCAGAGAUGGCCAGCUGAUGGGUCACACAGUUGGGGAUGGUGUCAGGAGGUCAACCUGACCAGCAGAGACGGCUGGCAGGAAGGUCACGGAAGGCCAGCCAGGCAUGGUGCCACUGGAUGCAGGCAGGUGGCGGAUCUGAGUGGCCUGACACAUUGGAUGGUCGCUUAUUUGGGCAGCGUGAUUGUCAGAACAGUGUGGCAGGGGCUGCUGCAGGGAGCCAUUUGGACAUCUGCAGGGCCCCCCUGGAGGCCUCGGAUGGCCACAUAGGGUCUGCCUAUCAGGAGAACCCCCAGAUGGUCACAGUCCCCAGAGACAGCCAGACCCCCGGGGACCCAGCCUCUCACAGUCAGUCCUCCCACCCGAGUGACCCCGAUGGCGGCCUCCCAGCUGGCGGCGCUGGAGGGAGUGGAUUCCGGUCCCAGGGUGCCCGGGGCCAGCCCCGGCUUCCUGUAUUCCGAGGGCCAGCGGCUGGCACUGGAGGCUCUGUUGAGCAAGGGCGCGGAGGCGUUCCAGGCCUGUGUGCAGCGUGAGGAGCUGUGGCCCUUCCUCAGUGCGGAUGAGGUCCAGGGCUUGGCAGCGGCAGCUGAAGACUGGACAGUGGCCAAGCAGGAGCCCAGCGGGAUGGCAGAGGGAGCCACCACCGCCGAUGUGGACGCGGGCAGCCUGAGCUACUGGCCUGGGCAGUCGGAACAGCCGGCGCCCAUCCUGCGGUUGGGCUGGCCAGUGGACUCUGCGUGGAAAGGCAUCACCCGGGCGCAGCUGUACACCCAGCCUCCUGGAGAGGGUCAGCCGCCCCUCAAGGAACUGGUGCGGCUGGAGAUCCAGGCUGCCCACAAGCUGGUGGCCGUGGUCAUGGACGUCUUCACUGACCCAGACCUGCUUUUGGACUUGGUGGAUGCUGCCACGCGCCGCUGGGUACCUGUCUACCUGCUCCUGGACCGCCAGCAGUUGCCUGCCUUCCUGGAACUGGCCCAGCAGCUGGGGGUGAACCCCUGGAACACGGAGAACGUGGAUGUCCGUGUCGUGCGGGGCUGCAGCUUCCAGAGCCGCUGGCGACGGCAGGUGAGCGGCACCGUGCGGGAGAAGUUUGUGCUGCUGGACGGCGAGAGGGUCAUCUCAGGAUCCUACAGCUUCACGUGGAGUGACGCACGCCUGCACCGAGGCCUGGUGACCCUGCUGACUGGUGAAAUUGUUGACGCCUUCAGCCUUGAGUUCCGGACGCUGUACGCGGCCUCCUGUCCGCUCCCACCUGCGCCCCCCCAGAAACCCUCGGUCAUAGGUGGCCUGCAGCGGGGCCGCAGCCCGCACCGCGUGUCCCGCCGCCGCUCCGUGGCCCCCGCGUCGCCUCCGCCGCCUGACGGCCCGCUGGCCCACCGCCUGGCCGCCUGCCGCGUCUCCCCUGCUACCCCGGGGCCGGCACUCAGUGACAUUCUAAGGAGUGUGCAGCGUGCCCGGACCCCCAGCGGCCCCCCGGCCCGGCCCAGCCGCUCCAUGUGGGACCUAAGCCGCCUGUCCCAGCUGUCUGGCUCCAGCGAUGGGGACAACGAGCUCAAGAAAUCCUGGGGCUCCAAGGACACUCCAGCCAAGGCUCUGAUGAGGCAGCGGGGCACUGGAGGAGGCCCCUGGGGGGAAGUGGACUCCCGACCCCCGUGGGGUGGUGCCCUGCCCCUGCCCCCCUCCCACCGUCUCCGCUAUCUGUCCCCAGCCCAAAAGCGGUUCGGUGGGGAUGCUACAUUCAAACUUCAAGAGCCCAGAGGCGUCAGGCCGUCAGACUGGGCCCCCCGGGCAGGACUUGGGGGGCAACCCUGAACAGGAGCCCAAGCCAAAUCUGCUGGCCCACCCAAGGAGCAGUGCCGGACAACUGUCGGCUCAGAGCCCCCUGCCUCAAUGCCCUGCCUUGGACAAGGCUUCUGGCCUCAGCGUCUGUCAAGCAGAAGGGAUGUUUGUCACUUGUUCUGCAACUUGGGCCAGGAGUGGUGGCUCAUGCCUGUAAUCCCUGCACUUUGGGAGGCUAAGGUGGGAGGGUUGCUUAAGGCCAGGAGUUGGAGACCAGCCUGGGCAACAUAGUGAGACCCCAUCUCUACAAUUAAAAAAACAAAUUAGUUGGGCGUGGUGGCGCACGCCUGUGGUCCCAGCUACGCAGGAGGCUGAGGUGGGAGGAUCGCUCGAGCUCAGGAGGUGGAGGCAGCAGUGAGCCAAGAUCAUGCCCUUGCACUCCAGCCUGGGCAACACAGUGAGAGGCCAUCUCUUUAAAAAAAAAAAAAAAGAAAGAAAGAAAAGAAAAAAGAAAAAGAAAGGCUGAUCGAGGUGGCUCACUCCUGUAAUCCCAGCACUUUGGGAGGCUGAGGCAUGUGGAUCACCUGAGGUCAGGAGUUCAAGACCAACCUGACCAACAUGGUGAAACCCCAUCUCUACUAAAUACAAAAA